Molecule: messenger RNA, 2377 nt
Organism: Pseudoliparis swirei
Lineage: Eukaryota; Metazoa; Chordata; Actinopteri; Perciformes; Liparidae
Gene: shtn2
Product: shootin 2
Exons: 17
Coding region: 70-1737 (555 amino acids)
Source: RefSeq, a predicted model, not a curated record
CCUCCCCGUCGUCAUGGAUACGUCCUAAGAGGAAGGAGCUAAAAGCUUGAGAAGUGUGCAGGCGGCAGGAUGUGGGCGCAAGGUGAGGACGGUGCAGAGUCUGAAGGCGAGAGAGGUUCAUCUUCCGAUGAUGAGAGAGACAUUCAGUGUGAGAUCCUGGAGACUCAGAGAGACGACGCCCACCAGCGGCUCUGUGACCUGGAGGCCGUCUCCUCUCAGCUCUUGAAGGAGAUGAAUGUCCUGGAGAUUCAGUUCCACAUCGAGCGCUCCUGCAGAGAGAGUGCCGAGGCGCUGGCUGUCAAAGUUACCAAAGAGAACAAAGUGCUGAAGCGGGCGAGCCAGAUGACGAUGCCGCUCAUCCCCGAGCUGCCUGAGAACUGGUCUGCCGUGACCUUUGACCCGCAGACCGACCCCCCCGAGGCUCACGGGGACGAGGGCGAAGAGACGCUGCUCCUGGAGAAUCAGGCAAAGAUCGCAGAGAUGCAGGUGUCAGUAGACGGUCUUCUGUCUGAGAAGAUGCAGCUGGAGCAACAAGUGGAGGAUCUGACCAAAGAACAGGUCCAAUUCAGAGAGCAGCUUGCUCUGGAGGUCGAGGAAAAGGAGGCCAUCCUGAGGAAAAUGAGCAAACAGAACAAGACCAUGAAUAAAAUCAACCGCGUCUCCCAGCUUGUCACAGAGGAGUUCACAGACAUGUCUCAGAAGCUGGAGCUGGAGCAGGGCCUCCGGCAGCAUGCCGAAGUCUUCGCCCACCAGAUGCUGGUGCAGCAGGCGGCGGCGGCGCGGGGGGAGAGCGGCAGCUCGGAGGUCGGCCCGCGGCUGCAGCGGGCGCUGGAGGACAUCUCCAACAUCAGCACGGCCCUCUGUGAAAUACAACGCUGCUACCGGGACCCGGUGUGUGUGUGUCUUCAGAGAAAAAGCAAAAAAAUGGUCUUCUUCAUGUCCCCCCCCCCCCCCCCCCGUCAGGCCGCCGCCCCCCCGGAGCUGCAGAACCUGAGGGAACAGCUGGAGCAGAGCGAGGAGGAGAAGACGUCCUUGGAGGCGCAGCUGUCUGGAGCCAACGGCCGCGUCACGCAGCUCCAGGAGGAAGUGCAACGGCUACGAGAGAAGAUGAGCAGGGAGGAAGAGGAGAAAGCCACUCCUGCUCCUCCUCCUCCUCCUCCUCCUCCACCUCCUCCUCCUCCUCUUCCUCCUCCACUACCCACUGCUGUCACCAAUCCACUGGAUCUCCUGAGGAAAAGGAGAGCCGAAGGUAGAGCUGAUCAAAUCAAAGCGUUGCCGUUGCUGGACAUGAAGACAACAGCGGUGGAGGAAAUGAUGGAGAGAAUAAAGAGAGGCAUCGUCCUGAGGCCCGUGGAGAAAACACAGGAGGACGACGGCUCGUGGAAGGACCAGAGAAGUGAAAACAGAAAAUCUGCCAUCCUGGAGUUGAAAGUAAUUCUGGACGACCGGAAAUGUCAGCAGCUCCGCAGACUUCCGUCCAGACGGGGACUCGGCCGCCAUGUUGUGGAGGCGGAGCUCCUGCAGGUGCUCCACAGGAGGAGGAGAGCGAUGGGGGAGAACCAGGACCAAGCAUGGGACCCUCGGCCAGGUGCGCCGCGCGCCCCGGCGGCGGGAGGCGCUCCCUGGGCCGGCGAGAGCGGCGCCGGCGCCCCGGUGCUCCGGAGGCUGAAGCAGAACCGGGAGAAGAGAGACUCUCGCAUCAGAGCAUCGGCACUGAUCGUCAGCCAGGACAACUGAGAGCCGUCAUCCCUUCUUCUUGGAGAUAGUCACUUAGAAAAGUGUUUAUUUUUCAAAGCACUGUUUUUAUUAAUGAAGAUACCAUUAAAUUAAUCAUAAAAACAGUCUCUCCAUAGUUAAUGUGGUAAAUGACUAUUCUCUGGUGUUUAAUGAAGUCUCUAUAGAGGUGUGUAGAGGCCCAUCUCCAGUGUUCUGAUGGUACGUUGUGUUAUCGCCUUAGAAGACUAACGGAGGGGUUGAAAACCAUUUUUGUGUGAGCGCAGCUGAAAACAGUUAUGCUGGUAAGAGAAGCUAUAAAAAUGUCCUUCCUUUGAGCCACAAGGUGAAGAACAACAUUCAUAUUUCAAAUAAAAAUCAAUAUUUCUAACCUUGUCAAUGUCUUGACUAUAUGUUAUACUAUUUUGCAAUUCAUUUGAUAAAUAAAAGUGUGAAUUUUCAUGGAAAACACCAAAUUUGUCUGGGUGACCCCAAACCUUUAAACAGUAGUGUAUAUAUUUCAAUUUGUCAGUGAUUUCCCAAAGGCCUCUUUUUUAAAUUUUGACCUCAAAGGAUCCAGUUUUAGUCUUUUGCAGAUGUUUUGAACGAAUUCAUGAACGCAUGGUUUAUGUUUUGCAUUCACAAUAAAAAAAUGUCUGUUGAU